GAACCAUCGACGAACUCCUCUAUUUCCGCUGUGAAUUGCUCGUCGCAUCAAAGAUCACCAACCAUGGAGUCAUUCCAACCCUCGAGCGCUUCCACCCAUCGACCUCUCCAGGGCAACGAAAUCCGCGUCGUCACGCUCCACCCAGCUUCCUUUGACGACCCUGUCUUUUGCACUCUUGACCACGUCGCCCUUAACGGGCCGCGAGACGACUACAUUACAAUCUCAUACACCUGGGGUGACCCGACGCAGACUAAGGACAUCAACCUCAACGGUCACUCCUAUCCCGUCACGACCAGCCUCCACUUGGCUCUGACUUAUCUGCGCAACGAAGACAAGCCACGCCGCCUAUGGAUCGAUAGUCUCUGUAUCAACCAGCAAGAUGUGGCCGAGCGGAAUGCUCAUGUGCCUCGAAUGCGGGAUGUCUACGCCUUUGCUGCCGAAGUAAACGUCUGGCUCGGAGAUUACGGGACAGUUAACCAGUCGUCGUGGAGGCACGCAUUCGAUCUUUAUAUCAAGGGUACCGCCGAAGACAAAGAAUAUUGGUAUACCCGUAUCAAACCGUUGAUGAACACAUUACUUAAGAGGCCAUGGUUUCAGCGGAUGUGGGUGAUACAAGAGGUGGCUGUCAGGGACUGGAAAGAGGAUAGCAAAAAAGUCAAGUUUCUUGUCGGGCACUUGAGCCUGACGUGGUCCAUCCUUGACGAGGCAAGUCGUGAUAUUGUGCAACAACGUUCAUAUUUGGCCCUCGUGCAGUGGCAGCUUAAUCCCAGACGGAGUUACAAAUCGAACGGAUUUUUUCAGAUUCAGACUGCGUGGAGGUGGGAAGUUGAGCACCGCGUGCGUGAGUCUUUGAUGGAAGGCGCCUCUCCUCCAAAGUCGCAGCGGCUAGGCUACUUGCUGUCCAUGUUCGUCAACUUCAAGGUUACGGACCCAAGAGACCGGAUCUACUCGCUCCUUGGACUGUUGUAUGGUCCGGAGGAGGUCCCGAAUGACCUGGCACCUGAUUAUUCCAAGCCCGUGGACGAGGUAUUCCAUGCUUAUGCUGCCUGGAUGCUGAGAGAUAGCGGGUGUAUUGAUCUACUGUCACUGAACUCCCGUCAACGGGUGGGACGAAGAUGCCCGUCAUGGGUACCAGACUUCCAAGGUCAAACCCAGGAUUUCUGGCACUACCCGGUGGAUAGAGGUAACAAUCCCAUCAGGAUCCUUCAAGAGAACGGGGUUCUGGAAAUCGAUGCAUUGAUCAUCGGAACUGUACAAACUGUUGGACGGCGAUGCGAGAUAUUGGAAGAGAGCAGGGUCAUGCGCCUCCUUGACCCCACCCUUGAGUUUCAUGUUCUCUGGGGAUGCGCGCAGUAUCUCCUCGACUGCGAGACCUGGAUUCAAGUCCACGCUGGGGUUGUGAUUGAUCCACCUCCAUGGAAACUCAAUAAGUACUUACUCAGUAAGUACUUCGAGAAGUCUUUCCGUGGGUUUCAAAUCGCCACUCGCAUGCCGGGAUUCGAAACGUUCGAAGACGCCUACAAUGAUAUACGUGUUUUCUGCAAGGAGGGCAAAUUCGUACCUAAUCCUGAUAUAUGGGACAAAAUGAACAGAUGCAGCGAAUACGCCAAUUUCAUCUCAGAAGAGUUCGAUGGGUUCACACCCUUCAUAUGUGACAACGGAAAGUUGGAGUUCUGCAACAGCAAAGUGGAUGUUCCAGAACCGGGAGACGUUCUUUGUUUGCUGAGGGGGUCAUCGAAGCAGUACAUUCUACGACGGGCUCCGCCUGAUUCCUUGGGAGAAUGGAUUAUGGUAGGAGCAACAUUCAAUGUUGCUGAGUUUCGUUACGUUGACCCUAGCAGAGGUUACAGAUAUCAAGCGGAGAUCAACAGCGCCUACACUGAACUCUGGACAAAGAAUGCGGACAAGAUCUUUAAAGCGCUUAUAUGCUGA
Neurospora crassa OR74A is the source of this 1932-nucleotide messenger RNA. RefSeq lists its product as hypothetical. NCBI's taxonomy places the organism in Eukaryota, Fungi, Ascomycota, Sordariomycetes, Sordariales, Sordariaceae. The transcript has a single exon. Bases 64 to 1932 code for a protein of 622 amino acids. The record is from RefSeq and is a predicted model, not a curated record.